AUGGCAAAGAGGAGCUGGUUCAAUAUAGUGAAGAGCUUCUUUGUUUCAGAGACACAGUCAAAGCAAAAAAAAAAGGAGAAGAGAAGGAAAUGGAUUUUUGGAAAGCUUAAGAUCAAAAGACUAGCCUCAUUAACUGCACCAUCACCACCAUCACCAUUAAAACAAAGGACACAAAAUGAGGCAGAGGAAGAACAGAGCAGGCAUGCUUUGACUGUGGAUAUUGCCAGCACUGCUGCAGCAGCUCAUGCUGCUGCUGAGGUUGUGAGGCUCACUGGCACCCCCCGGUCUUCUGAGAAAUUUUUGGAGGAGGAAAAAUCAUUGUCAAUCAAUAUUGCUCAAAAUGAGGCCACUAAGUUGGCACAUCAAUGUGAGAGACAAGUACAAGAAUCUGCAGCUGUGAAAAUACAAACUGCCUUUAGAGGCUACCUUGCAAAGAAGGCUUUGAGAGCACUAAAGGGAAUAGUGAAGCUUCAAGCGAUUAUUCGAGGACGGGCUGUGAGACGUCAAGCAAUGACUACACUCAAGUGCUUGCAAUCCAUAAUAAAUAUCCAAUCACAUGCCUGCGCUAGGAAAUUCCAAACGAUCGAAGACGCUUCCCAUUGCGAUGAACAUAAUCAGUUCCAAAAUUUGAGAGACAAGAUAAUAAGGAUGGACUCAAACAGUCAAAGAAGGUGGGAUGGCAGCCUCAUUUCAAAGGAAGAGGCAGAGGCCUUGUUUCUAAGCAAGAAAGAAGCUAUGCUUAAGAGAGAACGAAUAAGGGAAUACUCGUAUACCCAUCGGAAGUCAGCAGAAUCAGAGAGAAACAAGGUAAAUGGAAGAUGGAGAUACUGGUUGGACCAAUGGGUAGAUACACAACUUUCUAAAAGCAAAGAACUUGAGGACUUGGACACGGUUUUGGAUUCGAAUGCAAAGCGUAAAGAAGAAUUUGGAGGAAAACAACUUAGGCUGAGAAACUUCCAAAGACAGAACAUUCAGAUUGAAGGAAUGGAUUCUCCAGUGUUUGUACCAAGAAGAUCUUCAUACCACAGAAAGCAGUGUUCAUUGGGAGAUGAGAAUUCCUUCACAAGCUCUCCUGUUGUUCCAACUUACAUGGCUGCAACAAAAUCUGCCAAGGCAAAAGCAAGGUCUCUAAGCUCCCCUAAGUUAAGGGCAGGCAGUUUAGAUACUUACUCUGAGAGCUAUUCACCAUGCAAGAACAACAUCUCCCUUAUAUCCUCUAUCACCAGUGAAAUCCCAAUUAGCAGCACUGGAAAAAUAUUGGGCAAGUCUAGUAGCAUCCAGCAAAGAUCUCCAAGCAUGAAGGGCCUUCCAAGCCCUUUAAGAUUAAAACAGACGGCAAAGGAUCAAAGCUUCGAUUGGGAUAGACAAACUGCUUUUAGAUGA
Prunus armeniaca (apricot) is the source of this 1383-nucleotide messenger RNA. The record is from the annotation of a GenBank genome assembly. Lineage: Eukaryota; Viridiplantae; Streptophyta; Magnoliopsida; Rosales; Rosaceae.